Molecule: messenger RNA, 201 nt
Organism: Saccharomyces paradoxus
Lineage: Eukaryota; Fungi; Ascomycota; Saccharomycetes; Saccharomycetales; Saccharomycetaceae
Gene: COQ21
Product: Coq21p
Exons: 1
Coding region: 1-201 (66 amino acids)
Source: RefSeq, a predicted model, not a curated record
AUGAGAAACGGAUUAUACCAGUUAUGGUGUGUGGCGAGUGCAGCAAGAGGAGUAGUUAGGAACUCAUUCGCAAGGGCCAAUUCGGCCAUGUGUGGGUACGUGCGUACGUCCACCGUGUUGAGUCAAUGGACUCGUGACAGACAAUGGGAAGCAGCUAAAGCUCUAUCACAACGGGCCAGGAAAGAGCAUGCUACAAAUUAG